Molecule: messenger RNA, 4362 nt
Organism: Antechinus flavipes (yellow-footed antechinus)
Lineage: Eukaryota; Metazoa; Chordata; Mammalia; Dasyuromorphia; Dasyuridae
Gene: TRAF5
Product: TNF receptor associated factor 5
Exons: 11
Coding region: 110-1792 (560 amino acids)
Biological process (GO): protein K63-linked ubiquitination; positive regulation of JNK cascade; regulation of apoptotic process
Cellular component (GO): plasma membrane signaling receptor complex
Molecular function (GO): zinc ion binding; thioesterase binding; tumor necrosis factor receptor binding
Source: RefSeq, a predicted model, not a curated record
AACAGCCGAAGCUGCAUCCCAGCAGUGACCGUAUGCCCGGGCUGUAACGUACGGGACGCCAACAGGGCAGAAGUUAAUCUAAGUCCCGGAGGCAGUUCCCGGACCGAGCAUGGCAUCCUCAAACUCUGAAGAUCAGGGGAGUGCCUCCAACAACUUCCUUCCCCAGAAUUCCAGUAACUACAUAUCCUUGGACUUUGAACCUAACAUGGAGUACAGAUUUGUGGAACAAUUAGAAGAACGUUAUAAAUGUGCAAAGUGCCAUUCUGUCCUUCACAACCCACAUCAGACUGGCUGUGGACAUCGAUUCUGUGAGAACUGUAUUCUGUCUUUGAGAGAAUUAAAUGCAGUGUCCAUCUGUCCUGUAGACAAGGAGAUUAUCAAACCCCAGGAGGUCUUUAAAGAUAAUUGCUGCAAACGAGAAGUGCUCAACUUACAGGUUUUUUGCAAAAAUGCUCCCCGAUGUGCUGUCAAGAUGAUUCUGGGGCGAUACCAGGAUCACCUCCUACAGUGUUUAUUUCAAUCUGUGCAAUGUUCUAAUGAAUGCUGUCAAGAAAGAGUCCUUCGAAAAGAUUUGAAAGAUCACUUGGGUUUACAUUGUCAGUUUCGAAAGGAAACAUGUCCAUACUGCAAAAAAGAUAUAGUGGUGAUGAAUUUACAGAAUCACAAGGAAAAAUUUUGCCCAGAAUAUCCUGUAUCUUGUCCCAAUAACUGUUUACAGAUUAUUCCAAGAACUAAGGUUGAUGAGCAUAUUACUGUGUGUCCUGAGGUGGAACAAGAAUGCCCUUAUAAACAUUAUGGCUGUCCUGUGAAGGAAAAAAGAAUAAAUCUUAAGGAACAUGAAAAUUCUGCUUUAAGAGAACAUAUGCUCCUGGUUUUAGAAAAGAAUUCCAGAUUAGAAGAACAGAUUUCUGACUUGCACAAGAACUUAGAACUAAAAGAAAGUAAAAUUCAGCAGUUAAGUGAAACUGUAAAGAAAUUUGAAAAGGAGUUUAGGCAGUUUGUACAGCUGUUUGGCAAAAAUGGUAACUUGCUGGCAAGUACCCAGGUUCUUGCCAGUCACAUUGAUAAAUCUGCUUGGUUGGAAACACAAGUAAGGGAAUUAUUAGAAGUGGCUAACCAGCAGCAAAACAAAUUUCAUCUAAGACCCUUGAUGAAUACAAUUGAUACUAUAAAGGAGAAGAUCACUCUGCUGGAAACCUAUGACCAGAGAUUGGUCACUUUGGAAGACCAAACUAACAGACACGAUGUCCACAUUAAUGUUCAUAAAGCCCAACUGAAUAAAAAUGAAGAGCGAUUCAAAAUGUUAGAGGGUACUUGUUAUAAUGGCAAAUUGAUAUGGAAGGUGACAGAUUACAGGAUGAAAAAAAGAGAAGCAACUGAAGGCCGCACAGUAUCCAUAUUCAGCCAGCCUUUCUAUACCAGUCGCUGUGGCUACCGACUUUGUGCAAGAGCUUACUUGAAUGGGGAUGGAUCAGGGAAAGGGACACAUUUAUCAUUGUAUUUCGUGGUGAUGAAAGGGGAAUUCGACUCAUUGUUGCAGUGGCCUUUCAAGCAGAGGGUUACCAUGAUGCUUUUGGACCAGAGUGGGAAAAAGAACCACAUUACAGAGAUUUUCAAGGCUGACCCCAAUAGCAGUAGCUUUAAAAGGCCUGAUGGAGAGAUGAACAUUGCAUCUGGCUGUCCUCGCUUUGUGGCCCAUUCCACUCUGGAGAACAGCAAGAAUACCUACAUCAAAGAAGAUACAUUAUUUAUGAAAGUGGUGGUAGAUUUGUCUGACCUUGAGGACCUGUAAAAAGUACACAGAUUCACUGCUGUUUUGAUGAGAGAAGCUCUUGGCUUCACAAUAGUGAAGGCCAGACUUAAUUGCCAGAGUGAAGUGAAAUUCAAUGUAUUUCUAAGAUGUGUUUAGGUUUUUAUUCUCUCAAUACUUUAAAGCUAGAUAAAAAUGCUAAAAUUCUAGUCUGUCUUUUCUUAUCAAUAGGCUGAAUGUAUGUUCUAUUUUGAUUGUCAGAACACUCACUUUAUUCUUUUUCAUAUAUAUAUAUAUAUGUAUAUAUUUGUAGUUGAUGUAUAUACUUUUCUCUUCAAUUAGAUUGUGGGUUCCUUGAGGGCAGGACCUUUUGUCCCACCCACAAAGCACCCAUAAAGGUGCUUCUUAUUAUGUUUGUUGAUGAUGUUGCUAAUGAUGACUAUAAGAUAAAAAUAUGUUUGUAGAUCUGACUUUGCAACUGAGGAAAUGCCUUUUAUGACAAAUUAUUAUUUUGUAAAUGAGUGAUUUUACUACGGGUUUGAUAUCCAACUAGAACUAGAUCCUGUGGGACAACGUGAUAAACCUCUUGAUUACUUGAGCUUUAUUAAAAUUUUUAUGAAGCUCUUCAGUAAUCUAUAAGCAUAGUAGAAUAAGCCUACUGAAACAAAGGUAAAUGGGUGGAAUAUUUCCCCUUCCUUCCCAGGAUAGAGUAAAAAAGAUGCUGAAAGGAACAAAAAUAGGAUGAUAAAAUCUGUCCAGCUAAUAUUUAGCCCAAAAGGAGAAGAAUUUUAUGAUUACCUUUAGUUGGAAAUUAAGAAUUAAGGUUAAUAUAAUGAGAAACACUCUGAAAAAGAAUUACUUGGGAAGAGGGGAGAAUUUUGUAUAAUGAAAAGAGUAAAGAUAAUGAUGGUGUAGUCAUGUAGCAGAAGCCACGGAUAAUUAGUGACUGGGCAGUUCAUGUGCUCUAUUGGUAUCUUCAUAACAUUAAAAGAAAGCUAGGGAUAUCUCUAGCAUAUAUUGAGUAGAUUUUUUGUUGUGAAUUUUUGGGUACAGACGGACAGGAGUAUCACAGGAUAUUAAGGCAUGGAUGGAUUGAGUGCCUCAUUAGAUAUGAUCAUAGAUCCAUUUGAGUAUUGUUGAAAAAAAUAGAAUGAGAAGAUUUCAAAGGGGCUUUAAAAUGAAAAAUCUUGGGCAGCUAGAUGGCACAUUGGAUAGAGCACCAGCCCUGAAGUCAGAAAGACCUGAGUUCAAAUCCAGCCUCAGACACUUAUGUGACCCUAGGCAAAUCACUUAACCCCAAUUGCCUCAGCCAAAAAAAAAUGAAAAAAAUCAGUUUCAUUUGGGCAUUGACAGUGAUUUUUAAAAUAGUACACCUAUCAAAUACUGAUUUCAAAAAGUGAUGGUUUUUGAGAAGACUGGAAUUCAAAAGUGGUAUUAUGGAUAUUGUACUGACUCAAGUCAGGAAAAUCUGGGUUCAAAUCCAAAUUCUAUCACUUAUUAGCUAUGUGACCGUGGUCAAAUCAUUUAAGCUUUAUGAGCUUCAGUUUCCUCAUUUGCAAAAUGGGGAUAGUACCUAUAGAACCUACCUCAUGGGCUUGUUAGGAAGAGGAAAUAAUAUAUAUCAGGUGUUUGGCACAUUUUGAAAUGUUUAUAAAUGUCAGUUAUUAUGUGAAAAUGGACAUAAUAGGAACGCAUAAAACUUAUUUGCACCAUCCUUAAUUAUUUACUGACAAACUUUGUAGAGAAUAGAAAGGAUUAAAGUUCUCAUGCACAUGUGUGUCUUAAGAGUGAAUACAGAUUUAGAUAUAGUGGAAAGAGUAUUUAUUCUUCUGCCAAAGAAUGACACUUUGCUUGACUACAAUAUCCCCUGUAGCCUUGUUAUAUGCCAUAUUUUCUUAUAUUGUUUUAAAAUGUCUGUUUUUACAAAUGCCUGCAAAGGACACUUUUGUAUGCAAAAGAUACUUUCUUCAUAUUAGAAGGUAAAUAGCUCAAUGGUGUCAAGAUAAUAAUGGCCUACAAAAUAAUAACUACAGUAUCAACUUUAAAAAAUGCCAACUGUGGACGACUGAUGGAAACCAUAGUCACUUCCUGUAAAACAUUAAGAUGUUGAAAAGAGUUGUGAAGCGGUUUUUAGAAGGGUCAAACUAUUUAUAAAAACAUAUGGAAACAGCAGCCUUUGACUGAAGAAUCCCUGUGUAACUUCUGGUGAAUUGUGUUGUGUUUUGUGGAUUUAUAAUGUGAACAAAUGCUCUUAGACAGACUUUGAAAGUAUUUUAUUAUUUUUUAAUUCAUAUUAAGCCCAGGUGGCUAAUAUUAUUUAUGAUGAUUUUUCAGUGUUGUUUUUUUCUUUGGUCACAUUUUUUAAACCACAGUUGUCUGUUCUGAGGGGUCAUGAAAACAUGUUUAUCAUGAGUUCAGUGUAAAGUAAAAAACUUAAGUGUUUGGCAAAAAGCUCUUUUCAUCAAAUUACAUAUAAAAAGUCUAAUUUUGGACUGAUUUGUUUAUUGGUUCAAACUGCCAUUAAUCAGUAUUAAAAUAAGGUAUUUUUAAAAUUGUUAGAAAAUUUAUCAUAUUUGUUGACAAAUUAAAAGUAAACUGUGCUUUUAAAAAGA